Fusarium keratoplasticum is the source of this 2154-nucleotide messenger RNA. RefSeq lists its product as uncharacterized. NCBI's taxonomy places the organism in Eukaryota, Fungi, Ascomycota, Sordariomycetes, Hypocreales, Nectriaceae. Gene Ontology annotation, biological process: cell motility; actin filament organization. The transcript has a single exon. The coding region runs from base 1 to 2154 and encodes 717 amino acids. The record is from RefSeq and is a predicted model, not a curated record. Gene Ontology annotation, cellular component: plasma membrane.
AUGGAUCAAGCAGAUAUCCCCGCGCUGCUGGCGCGCCUGGCCAGCGAUGAGGACGCCUCACGAAAGAUGGCCGUGUUUAAGCUGCAGAAUUCCAUCAACGAUCCCGCAUUCGCCGACGUCUUUAUAUCCUCGGGCGGCCUGGUCGUCCUCCGCCGGCUCAUCAUGACAGCUGGCGGCAACACGCUCGCAUACUCGCUCCAGAGCUUGACACGCCUGCUCGAGGUGGACAUGGGGUGGGAUAUCUUUGAGGGACCGACAGCCAGCGACCUGGUCGAGCGCGUCGUCGAACUCAUCGUCACGAACCCACUUGUCAACAUCCUGAGGGGUGCCAUGUCCAUCCUCGUCGCCCUCGUCAGCCAUUCCCAGUCCACCAGCCGAACCGCUGCCGCGAACCGAACACCAGGAACCUUUGGCUUCCGCGCGCUGAAGCCCGCCGUCGCGGUGUACCCGCAGUUCUUUGAGCUGGUGAUACAGCAGCUGCAGAGCGCAGAUCAUGCCCUGUGUGCCAACGCUCUGAUGCUGAUCAACGCACUCAUCCGAGACGCCGUGUCGAGCGACAGCACCAUGAGUGGCGGCAAGGCCAACGCGGGUUCCGGGGAGGAGUGGGCCAAGUUUAUCAAGCGGCUGCAGGACCUGGGUCUAAUCAAGGCGGUGUACAAGCUGAUGCAGAGCUCGGCGCUUCAGGAUCUGGCGCACCCUAUGCUGGAGUUCCAGUCGCUAACCAAGGUCCUACUGAGGAAGUGGCGCGAAGUCGACGUUGAUCUGGAGCGGCCAGAGCACCGGCGAGCCCUCAAGGGGCUGCACCUGGCGAGUGCGCCGGAGCGUGUCCCUGUAAACGGGCAUUUCCCGGCGCACGACUUACACGAGGCAUCCGCGAGGAAGGGAAGCAGGCGACACAACCCGGAAAAGUGGAGGAGGCUGGGAUUCGAGACGGAGAGCCCUGCGCAAGAGUUUGACAUGACGGGCUUUUUGGGUAUGAUGGACCUGACGGACUAUGUGCGCAAGAACGAGGAUGGGUUUCAGAAGCUAUUGCUGGAACAGGCAGGGAAGCCUGCAUCCGAACGUUGUCCCGUUGCCAGGGCAAGUUUUGCGGUCACCAUGAUACUGUACGACCACUUCGAUAUCGACAAGACGGAUCUGGACGACGUCAGGGGGUAUCAGUUGUUGGAGGCCAAGGAUCACGAUAGGCUGUUUAGGCCCCUGUUGCUUCAGUGGUCUCGGCUACACACUGCUGGUUUGCAUGCCUUUUUCCGAGUAUGGAAAGUCACGGGCGCGGAGCAAGAGGAUAUCGACAAGGUUGCCGAGCUGGUAAGGAUCCUAGUCGAUCAGGUUGUUGGGGGAGCCACGAGGACCAAGGAUGUGAUGGAGAUGGAGGAAGAGAUGCAAGAAUAUGACAUAUCGCGACUACGAGAUCAGCAGAUGGAGCUACUCGAGAUGUCGUUUGAGGCCACAUGGGGUCAACAUCUACAGCAGGUGAGGGAGGAACUCAAGCAGGAGGCGCUGCAGUUUGUUAAGGAGCAGAGGAUCCGAUGCCUCCUCCAGGGGUCAUGGUUCUCGAAGCCGACACCCAAGCGAGACAACAACGGGACAGCAAAGCACCGACUAUUUACACCUACGCCGUGGCGAUAUGCGAAACUGUCCCACAACCGGCGAUAUCUGCAUUACGCCGACUUUGAGCAGCAGACGGUGCAGGACCCUAAUCUGGACGCCCUCACAGAACGGGUUGAUCUCAGCACUAUCAGCUCAGUCGUUUCUAACGUAUCGGCAAACGAAGACGCCAAGAGCACGAUGAGUGAGGUGGCGGGCAAGAACUCGGGGGCAGUCCCCAAGACGACUACCAAGAUCACCAUCUACAGCUUCGUCAACCCGGCGGAUGCAGCAAGAGGGGCUGAGGCUAAGGAGCAGCCGAUCUUUACGCUAUGGCCGCUGAGCCACAGCUUGGCGUCAGAGUGGCUGGACGGACUGCUGAUGCUGCUGAACCAAGCACCCAUCACUGCCGAGACGAACAAGCUGGUCAACUUGGUGAGCGAGUACGGACUCAAGAUCCGGCUGCUGAACGUGAGGAUGGACUCGGCGUUUGAGGGCCCGGUGCCCGGAGCCGGAGUGAUUCCAAGCCGGGAGGGGCUGGACGAGGAUUACUUCUUCGAGGUGUGA